AUGAAAAAACUGCCGCUAGGAAACCAAAAUCUUAUCAACCUAGACACCAAGAGCUUCAUCAGUUUUAUGGAAAAUCCUAGUUCUGUUUCACGAAUCCUGCAAGAACACACUGAAAUAUCCAAGAGAAUUAACACUGAAGGUUCCAAGAGUCAAGAAAGAGAGAAAACUUCAGGUGAUGUGAAGCUUAUAGAUUUUUUAUGUGGCUUUGGAAAGACAAUAACAAACAGUUUGAGCAGUGAUACCACCAAGUUUUUGUGCAUGGUCCAUCCCACUAGUGACAAAUUGUACGAAUUUUGGAACAUGAUUUUGAAAACAGGCAGCCGUGUGAUAGCCGUACUGGCAGCUGAAGAUGAAGUUAACAAUCAAUACUGGAGGCCAGAUGCGGAUGUUAAGUGCAAGGAGAUUAGGAUCAAAAUUGUUCGAAUUGUGAUGAUGGAUUCUUACAGAAAGACAACGCUGCAGUUGAAGCAAGACGGUGAAGUUAAGGAAGUAGUGCACCUUCACUACACCAAGUGGCCGCUGGAUAACAUAUCCCACUGUCCGAGUCAAUUGAUAAAAUUUAUAAGUAUUGUUAACAGUAUAAGUGCUGAAGAUAAAACUGAUCAAGGUGCUCCAAUAGUCGUCCAAUGCAAUGAUGGUGCUAAGUCCAGUGUGUUCUGUUUGCUAGAAAUGUGUAUAAGUGAAUUUAGAAAAAGUAAAGUUGUGUCUGUAGCAAAAGUUUUACUGAAAAUGAGACAAACCUACGGAAGUGGUAUCAGUGAACCUGAAGAUUACUUAUUUUGUUACAAUGCGCUAUAUCAUUUUGUUACGAAAUAUAAAAACUAA
Messenger RNA from Cydia pomonella (codling moth), 825 nucleotides. RefSeq names its product tyrosine-protein phosphatase non-receptor type 1-like. Gene Ontology annotation, molecular function: protein tyrosine phosphatase activity. The record is from RefSeq and is a predicted model, not a curated record. The transcript has a single exon. Lineage: Eukaryota; Metazoa; Arthropoda; Insecta; Lepidoptera; Tortricidae. Gene Ontology annotation, biological process: protein dephosphorylation. The coding region runs from base 1 to 825 and encodes 274 amino acids.